Arachis duranensis is the source of this 2374-nucleotide messenger RNA. RefSeq names its product RAN GTPase-activating protein 1. Gene Ontology annotation, molecular function: protein binding; GTPase activator activity. Bases 542 to 2143 code for a protein of 533 amino acids. NCBI's taxonomy places the organism in Eukaryota, Viridiplantae, Streptophyta, Magnoliopsida, Fabales, Fabaceae. The transcript has 3 exons. The record is from RefSeq and is a predicted model, not a curated record.
CCAAAUUCAAAUUCAAAACUCUUUUCCACGGUUCCUCUCUCUCUUAUCAUUCAUUCUCUAUCUAGGGUUUUUCCGCUGUCCAAGUUUGGUAAUCGCAUUUUCUCAGUAUCUCACAAACGGCUGGGAGCUCACUGCUCGCCCACAGACACCACCACAUCAUCAGAGCUCACCUCAGCGGCUUGGCCCAUCUCCGUUCACCGCCAACGCACGCUCUCUUCCAUCUGUGCUCGGCUGCUGGCGUCUCGCCGCGCCUCCGCCGGUGAGUGCUCGAGGCCUCGAUCUGUGCUUCCUGCCGCGUGUCGUCGUCGUCCGUCAUCACUGCACCCAACCCAACGCCUCGUUUGCUCGCGAAAAUCGCCCCUGUCCUCCAUCUCUGCUCGCCUCAGCUGCUAGCGUCUUGCCGCGCCUCCCUCCGCCAGUGAGUGCUCGAGCUUUGCGUGGGUGUUGCUGCUCGUCGUCCGUGGGUGUUGCUGCCUGCACUGCUCGUCUGCCUGCACUGCUCGAUUCUGCCUCUGCAACAACAGUCAGCAGGUUGGUUGAUAUGGAUUCCACAGCACAGACAUACCAACAUCGCCCACUUUCAAUCAAGUUAUGGCCCCCUAGCCAGGGUACUAGGCUAAUGCUUGCUGAACGAAUGACCAAGAACCUUACAACCCCAUCCAUUUUCUCUAGAAAGUAUGGGCUGCUUAGCAAAGAAGAGGCCGAGGAGGAUGCUAAGCAAAUUGAAGAAAUUGCUUUCACGACUGCAACCCAGCACUUUGAGAAGGAGCCUGAUGGUGAUGGGAGUUUUGCAGUGCAAAUUUAUGCCAAGGAAUCGAGUAAGCUCAUGUUGGACGUUUUGAAAAGAGGUCCGAGAGUGAAGGAGGACGGAGUAUUGGUAUCUGAAAAGGUUACUGUAACCGGUGAAACUGUUUUUGACAUAUCUGGUGGUCGCAGAGCCUUCAUUGAUGCAGAAGAGGCUACAGAACUGUUGGAGCCAUUGAGGGCACCAAACUCUUAUACUAAGAUAUGUUUCAGCAACAGAAGUUUUGGCUUGGAAGCUGCUCAAGUUGCUGAACCCAUCCUACUGUCAAUUAAGAAUCAAUUGAAGGAAGUGGACCUGUCGGAUUUUAUUGCUGGCAGGCCGGAAGCAGAAGCUCUUGAAGUGAUGACUAUAUUCUCCUCUGCACUGGAAGGUUGUGUUUUAAGGUACCUUAACCUGUCAAAUAAUGCCAUGGGUGAAAAGGGAGUUAGAGCAUUUCGGUCCCUCCUAAAAUCACAAAAUAACUUGGAGGAGCUUUAUUUAAUGAAUGAUGGUAUAUCAGAGGAAGCUGCAAAAGCAGUAUCUGAAUUAAUUCCUUCAACCGAGAAGCUCAAGGUUCUUCAUUUUCAUAAUAACAUGACUGGAGAUGAAGGGGCAAUUGCUAUUUCUGAAAUUGUGAAACGAUCUGCAGCUUUGGAAGAUUUUCGGUGUUCAUCUACCAGGGUAGGUUCUGAUGGUGGUGUUGUCCUAGCUGAGGCACUCGGAACUUGUAAACACUUGAAGAAGCUUGACUUGCGUGACAACAUGUUUGGUGUGGAAGCUGGAGUCGCCCUGAGUAAAGCUGUACUUGGAUUUGUUGAUCUGACGGAGAUAUACCUUAGUUAUUUGAACUUGGAGGAUGAUGGUGCAGAAGCCCUUGCAAAUGCAUUGAAGGAAUCUGCACCAUCGCUGGAAGUAUUGGAUAUGGCUGGAAAUGACAUUACUACAAAUGUUGCUGCUUCUUUAGCUGAAUGUAUAUCAUCAAAACAGUUCCUUGCCAAGUUGAAUUUGUCUGAGAAUGAACUGAAGGAUGAAGGUGCAAUUUUGAUCAGCAAGGCAUUGGAAGAGGGUCAUGACCAGUUACUUGAGGUUGAUUUGAGUACAAAUUCAAUUACUAGGUCCGGAGCUACGGUUUUGGCUAAAGCUGUUGUGAAAAAACCUAGAUUUAAGUUGCUAAACAUUAAUGCUAACUUCAUAUCUGAUGAAGGGAUAGAGGAGUUGAAGGAUAUAUUUAAAAGUUUACCUGAUAUGCUGGGUCCUUUGGAUGAGAAUGAUCCUGAAGGAGAAGACAUUGAUGAGGAGGCUGAAGAAGAUGCUGAUCGCGAUGAAUUGGAAUCAAAACUGAAGAGCCUUGAGAUUUAGGAAGAUUUAUAGGACAUAGACAUCCAACUUUUAUAUUAAAUUGAUUUGUAGUCAUCAUCUAUUGUAUGUUAGACUUCUGAAUUCCAUGUUAGCUUUAGAAUCAUUUAGGGUCAAUUAUGUUUUUCUAUGGCUGUUGGUUAUCUUUGGUUGGUUGAUCUAUUCUCUUCCUUUUAUCCUAGAGCUAUAGACCAGAUCAUCAGAUUAAUCUACCAGAAUCUAAAAUACGUAAUA